ACAAGAUCCCGCGCGUGCAGGAAGAGGAGCUCCACAAUCCUAAAUUCAGUCUUAAGAGACUUAGAGAUGGCAUUGAGAACAUGGAGUUAUGCUACCAGAACUUUGCAUUUAAAACCAGCACUACAUGAGCUGUCCAGGAGGUGUCGUGUCAGAAGUCUGUCAUCCACGAGCCAUCUUUUUACAAAUUCAAAUUCAACCCAGACAACACCUCAGAACCCGCAAGUCACCAUUCAAGGCAGAACAUUUGCUCGAGAUGACUUUACCACUGUCACUCCCAAAAUCAUCUCGCGGGUCGGCACCAACCUUCACAACCAGCCCAACCAUCCGUUAUGCAUCAUCAAGGAGAAAAUCCGGGACCACUUUUACAGGAGCUUCCUCAAUCGCCGUGGAAACCCUCUAUUCUCGAUCUACGACCACCUAAGCCCUGUCGUCACCGUCCAGCAGAACUUUGACAGUGUGUUUGUACCGAAGGAUCACAUUUCGAGAAAGAAAGGGGACAAUUAUUACAUCAAUGAGGAGUUUAUGUUAAGAGCACAUACAUCGGCUCAUCAGCAUGAGCUGGUGAAUGCUGGGCUGGAUGCUUUCCUGGUGGUCGGGGACGUCUAUCGAAGGGAUGAGAUCGAUACCAGUCAUUAUCCCGUCUUUCAUCAAAUGGAGGGUGUGAAGCUCUUUACACAUCAUGAGCUGUUUGCAAAAUGCAACAAUGCCACAAAUCUGAGCUUGUUUGAGACCGGGUCAACAGCUAGGACUCCAGACAAACAAGAGACUCAUACCAUGGAGGCUGCCAAGCUGCUUGAGUUUGAACUCAAGAGCAUCAUCACUUCCAUGGCUGAGCUACUCUUUGGGAAGGACAUCCAGUGUCGUUGGAUUGAGGCAGAAUUUCCCUUCACUCACCCUUCCUGGGAGCUGGAGAUCUUCUUCCAAGGGGAGUGGCUGGAGGUACUCGGGUGUGGCAUCAUGGAGCAGAAGCUACUCCAGUCUGCUGGUGCUGGAACAUCUGUAGGCUAUGCCUUCGGUCUUGGACUAGAACGCCUGGCCAUGAUCCUGUUCGACAUCCCCGACAUUCGGCUGUUCUGGAGCACAGACAAUCGGUUCCUGGCCCAAUUCAGGGACCAGGACACCAACCAAGUCAAAUUCAAGCCAUUCAGCAAAUAUCCGCCGGUCAUCCAAGAUAUGUCGUUCUGGUGUCCCGAGUCUGACUACGAAUCCAACGACUUCUACGACCUGGUGCGGAACGUCGGGGGAGAGCUGGUGGAACAGGUCGCAAUGAUUGACGAGUUCACGCACCCAAAGACACACAGGAAGAGCCAUUGUUACAGAAUAACAUACAGGAGUAUGGAAAGAACUCUGGUUCGUGAGGAGGUGAUCCAAAUUCAUGCCUUGAUCAGAGAAACUGCCGAAAGAGAACUGAGAGUAGAGGCACGGUGAUGACAUCUGUAAUAAUUAGGAUUUCAUUUUGUAACAUAAAAUUCCAACAAUUAUAUUUGCUACUUCUAUAGUACUCAUGCCGAUUAAAGAGAAGGUUGAGUUCUGGGAAGAGGUUACAAAUAAUUUGUGAGCGUUAUCAUUGUUAUUAUGCAAGUGUGAAGAACAUUA
This is a messenger RNA of Strongylocentrotus purpuratus (purple sea urchin), 1596 nucleotides long. RefSeq names its product phenylalanine--tRNA ligase, mitochondrial (gene fars2). The transcript is spliced from 6 exons. NCBI's taxonomy places the organism in Eukaryota, Metazoa, Echinodermata, Echinoidea, Camarodonta, Strongylocentrotidae. Gene Ontology annotation, cellular component: cytoplasm; mitochondrion. The coding region runs from base 67 to 1428 and encodes 453 amino acids. Gene Ontology annotation, molecular function: phenylalanine-tRNA ligase activity; tRNA binding; ATP binding. The record is from RefSeq and is a predicted model, not a curated record. Gene Ontology annotation, biological process: phenylalanyl-tRNA aminoacylation.